Thalassophryne amazonica is the source of this 2202-nucleotide messenger RNA. RefSeq names its product extracellular calcium-sensing receptor-like. Lineage: Eukaryota; Metazoa; Chordata; Actinopteri; Batrachoidiformes; Batrachoididae. Gene Ontology annotation, cellular component: membrane. Gene Ontology annotation, molecular function: G protein-coupled receptor activity. The transcript has 9 exons. Gene Ontology annotation, biological process: G protein-coupled receptor signaling pathway. The record is from RefSeq and is a predicted model, not a curated record.
AUGGAUGGAGACAGUGAGCACAGUGCAUCACCAGAAUCUGAACCACACAGCGAGGAUUCUGAUGAUGAAGUGGAUUCUGGCAACAAUGCCUCUGUUGUUCUCGACAAAAUACCAGAGCAGAAUGGAAGCACCUCCUAUAUGAUGACGCAGGCGAAGUUUCGCAGUGAACGUUUCCGCCCAAGCAAAGCGACACAGCAGGCAAUAUUGGCGUGUCCAUCGCCAGACCAGUGCUGCGGCGGGGGAAGCUGGAGGACGCAGGUGUGGAUGGACACCGCCAUCGACUACCUCAUUGACCACCCGCAGUACGUGCUGCUGCGCAGCUGUCAGUCUGAGGUGGUGCAUGCUAUGAUUAAUAUUUUAACACACUUUUGCUGGACCUGGGUUGGUCUGUUGGACAGUGAUGAUGACUAUGGACUCCAUGCUGUACGAUCUUUCCAGUCCAACUUGGUUGAGUCUGGUGACGGUUGUCUGGCUUACUUAGAAGUUUUGCCUUUAAACAAGAAGCCAACUGAAUUUAAGAGGAUUGUGGAAGUGACAAAGAAAUCAACAGCUCGUGUGGUGAUUGCGUUUGCACAUAGCACACAAAUGAUUCAACACAUGGAAGAGGUGAUUAAACAGAAUGUGACAGGUCUGCAGUGGAUGGCCAGUGAAUCAUGGGUUUCAGCUCCUGUGUUACAGACCCCCAAACUCAUGCCAUAUCUGGGUGGAACUCUGGGUAUUGCUAUCCACCGAGGAGAAAUCCCAGGUCUGAAAGAGUUCCUGUUAAAAAUACAUCCUGGCCAACACCGUAACAACAGCUAUGGACAUAACUUGGUAAAGUGAUUUUGGGAAUUCACUUUUCAGUGUCGAUUUGCCCCACUUCCAACAGGUUGGGUGGAAACUGGCGGAGCACUAUGCACUGGACAGGAAGAUCUAAAGAAAGUGGAGAUUGAAUUUUUAGAUGUUUCAAAUCUGAGGUCAGAGUACAAUGUGUACAAGGCUGUGUACGCACCUGCAUAUGCCCUUGAUGACAUGCUGCAGUGUGUGCCAGGGAGAGGACCUUUCAGCAGGAAAAGCUGUGCCAGUUUAAAUAGCCUUGAGCUGUGGCAGCUUCCUCCUCGCAUUUCUGGCCCGAAAUCUCCGGACAGUUUUAAUGAGGCUAAACUCAUCACUUUCAGCAUGCUGAUAUUCUGUGCUGUGUGGGUGGCAUUUGUCCCAACGUAUAUCAGCUCCCCAGCCACUGUCGUCAAACCCACCAACAUGGGAGAAGUCAGGAUAGCAAUAGGUGAAGUGAGAGUCUCUCAUUCUACUGAUUCCAAGGAUUGCACCAGUUGUCCAGAGGACUUUUGGUCUAAUUCCAAGCGUGAUAAAUGCAUUCCCAAAGGAAUUGAGUUCCUGUCCUAUCAGGAGCCUCUGGGAAUCUGCUUGACAGCUGCUUCAUUGCUGGGGACAUUUAUCUGUGCUGUUGUUCUUGGAAUCUUCACAUAUUAUCGCAGUACACCCAUAGUACGAGCCAACAAUUCAGAACUGAGCUUCCUGCUCAUAAUUUUUCUAAAGCUGUGCUUCCUGUGUUCGCUGCUGUUUAUUGGCCGGCCUCAGCUGUGGACAUGUCAGCUGAGGCAUGCAGCAUUUGGGAUCAGCUUUGUGCUUUGUGUCUCAUGUAUCCUGGUAAAAACCAUGGUGGUUCUGGCUGUGUUUAAGUCCUCCAAACCAGGAGGUGGAACCAGGUUGCAAUGGUUUGGUGUCAGACAACAGAGAGGGACAGUUCUGUCUUUGAUUUCUGUCCAGGUAGUAAUCUGCAGUGUUUGGCUUGUCUCUUCCUCUCCAGCUCCUCCGAAAAACACUCAAUAUCACAAUGACAAAAUAGUUUAUGAAUGUGUUGUUGGAUCCACAGUUGGUUUUGCAGUGUUUUUAGGUUAUAUUGGCUUUCUGGCUGUCCUCAGCUUCCUCCUCGCAUUUCUGGCCCGAAAUCUUCCGGACAGUUUUAAUGAGGCUAAACUCAUCACUUUCAGCAUGCUGAUAUUCUGUGCUGUGUGGGUGGCAUUUGUCCCAACGUAUAUCAGCUCCCCAGGUAAAUAUGCAGAUGCAGUGGAAGUAUUUGCCAUCCUGGCCUCCUGUUUUGGCCUUUUGAUUGCACUAUUUGGACCCAAAUGUUACAUUAUCCUCUUAAGACCUGAAAGAAACACAAAGAAGGCAAUCAUGAGCCGAGAUAUUGACACUUAA